Molecule: messenger RNA, 4320 nt
Organism: Melanotaenia boesemani (Boeseman's rainbowfish)
Lineage: Eukaryota; Metazoa; Chordata; Actinopteri; Atheriniformes; Melanotaeniidae
Gene: josd1
Product: Josephin domain containing 1
Exons: 5
Coding region: 645-1424 (259 amino acids)
Biological process (GO): protein deubiquitination
Molecular function (GO): cysteine-type deubiquitinase activity
Source: RefSeq, a predicted model, not a curated record
CGCGACUGCACGGACGGAGAAAGCGACAGCAAGACCCACAACAGGAAAAAAGUGGUACAGACAAAGAGCUGAGCAGCCCUCAGGAAAAGAGGAGUCAGCAGACACAGAUUUGAGACUGGUUUAUAAAACUCCAGCUUGAUACCGCCGGUGGGAAACGGGCGGAUGCUUUUGUAGUAUCCUUCUCUACUUGCCGUUAAACUCUUGUAACAUCUGUUCCAGUGGAGGUGAAGCUUUGGUCAGCAGUCCAGGGAUGGAAAGAACUGCAAAGCUACAGGCUUGACACAUACAAACACACAGGAUGGAGGAAGUGGAAACAAACAAGAGAGUAAUGGCAGUUUGAUUGAUGACAACGCUGUGGCAUUGCUGGCGGCGUAAUCUCUCAUUCGGGAGCAUCUGGAAUAUGUUCCUUUGCCAUUUUUAGUGACAAAUCCAUCCUUAAGAGAGAGCAGGUGUUGCUCAUUUACCUUGCAGCCCCUCACUUCUCCCAAGAUCAUAAACAGCAACAUACAAGCUCCUCUCUUCCAAGAGGCUGAGGGGUUGCCAUGGCAACGGUUGUUGUGCUACCAAUGUAGCCUCCUGAAAGUAGUAGGUGUGGAGGUAGUGGCGGAGCUGGAGGAGGAGGACGUUGUGGCAAACGUCCAGGGAUGGGAAGUACUCCGUACCCUGCCGGUGAGUGGAAGGAGAAGGGGCGAGGCAGCCUCCAGGAACUGGGCUGUAUGCCCUGGAAGGUCAGCAAGCAGAAAGGAGGAGGUGGGGAAGUGCUGGUGGGAGCAGAGGAGAAGAGAUGCAGGGAUCUCAGGGACAUUCAGCAGCAGCAGCAGGAUCUCUCAUCCUCCUCUUCCUCACUCACUCCACCAGCUCCUUCCCAACCAUCUCCUACACCACCAGCCAUUUAUCACGAGAAGCAGCGAAGGGAGCUCUGCGCACUGCAUGCUCUUAAUAAUGUCUUCCAGGAUGGCACUGCCUUCAGUCGGGACACCCUGCAGGAGAUAUACCAAAGGCUGUCUCCCAGCACUAUGGUGACACCUCACAAAAAGAGCAUGCUGGGAAAUGGGAACUAUGAUGUAAAUGUCAUCAUGGCUGCCCUGCAAACACGAGGAUUUGAGGCAGUUUGGUGGGAUAAAAGAAGGGAUGUAGGCAGCAUCGAGCUGUCAAACGUGGAGGGCUUCAUUCUGAACGUACCGUCUAAUCUGCGAUGGGGCCCCCUCAGGUUGCCACUCAAACGGCAGCACUGGAUUGGAGUCCGAGAGGUGGGAGGUGUCUACUACAACCUGGAUUCCAAACUACGCAGCCCCCAACCUAUCGGCAAUCCGGAUGAGCUCAGGAAGUUUCUCCGCCAACAGCUGCGAGGGAAGAACUGUGAACUCCUGCUGGUCGUGUCAGAAGAAGUGGAGGCUCACCAGACAUGGAGGUCCGACUGCUAAGGGUUGGAACAGCCAAUCACAGCUCCAACUAGGCCGACGGGCAUCUCACUGAAUGAACGGAAGAGAAAUCAGCAUUGUGCACAGCCAUUGGCACUGAUGCACACUAGCAGAUAUAUGCCCCCCACCCCCACUCCCCACUCCGCCCUCGCCCCGUUUCUUGGGUUUUGUUUACACGGCCAUUGCUUGACACUUUUCUGAUAUAAGAUACCAAGCAAUGAAGAAAGCAAACACUUAACAGGGAGAAUUAAAGAAUCACAGUCCUUUCUCAAAACACAGUUGGGACAUCAAAUGUUAUGCUGUUUCUGCAAUUCUUGUGUUUUUAUACAUGUUGAUGCAUAUUUUUUCAGUGUUUUUUUUUUUUUUUUUUGUCAAUUUUUUCCCCUCUUUAUUUUUCAAGUUUCCAAAGUUGUGAGAGUUUAAGCUGUACCAAGAAUUUAGUUUAUCUGUGUGGCUCCAAGAGCGAGCCUUCCUGCUUCAAGUCAUGACUUUCCAAGUGUUUGUUUCUCUUUUCAUGUUGUGAAUCUCUCACCCUCUCUGUUUGUAUCGUCACGUCCUUCACUUUCACCAAAGCGUGUCCUUCCUUCGUGUCGGUGUCACUAAUCCCACUCCCUGUCUCCUCUUGAUAUCAUUGGUCAAAAAGAGUGCUUUAUCACAUUGCCAACUUUUUUUAUUUCAGCACUCCCCAAACACUCUCUGGCACAGACUGAGCCUUCACUGUAGAAUCUUUGCCAACACAGCAGUUUUAUAUGACAACAAAGCAAUGCAACACUCAGGCCGAGUGCGCCAUCUAGUGGAUGUUUGCCUCAGCUUGCUUCUACGGAAGGAGGAACCUCAUUCUUGCAUUCAGUCUUUUAUAUUUUUCUCACUUAAAUGGCUCCUGUAAUGCAAUGUAUGUUCAUUGUUGAUAAAAUAUGGCACUACUCAGAAAGUUUGCCCUUUUAGUGUAAAAUCUGACGAUAUUAUAAUCAGUUAAGGGUGACAUUAAAAGUACAGCAAAAUCUGUCCAUAAAUAGAAUAUUAGAAAACUUGCAUUAAAGCAAUUUUCUGCUCUUAGUUUUGUGUUCAGGUCUCAGUACGUCUUGACUGACCUAUUGCAAGUGUUUCCAGAAGAACAUCCACACACCUUCAGAUUGUGGAAAACCUCGCUUGAGGCAGUUGCAGCAUUGUCUCUUGUCUUAUCAAAGUAGAAACUAAAAGCGGGUCGGACAGUUGAAACAUAGUCACAAAAGUAAAGUUAAAUCUAGUUUACUGUUAUGCUGCUGCUAUUAUCUUGGACUGUGUAUGUUCUUUUAACUAGAAAGCAGGCAACUUUUGGCCAAGUUAAAUAUAUUUGGGAUGUCUGCAUACCCCAGCUUUAAACAAGUUUUGGGUUUAGAAAGAGUAUUUGUCUUUCUUUCUUGUUCUGGAGCUUUUAACAUGAUCGUCCCAUUGUCAGUAGUAGGUGAAGUUUAGUCAGGAGCAUGGAAAUGUGGAUGUGUGGAGAAGGGAUAAGAAGGAUGCCAGCCCUUUUGUUAGGAAAUUGAUGAAAGCCCUUCAUAAUCUGCCAUUUCUCUAUAUGUGUUUUACAGCAUUCUGGUUGAGCUAAAACUAUCAUUUAAGUAUUUUUCUGAACAAAAAUGUUUUUUUUUUGUUGUUGUUUUUUUUCUUCGGGAUGAAAUAUCAUAUUUUCAGCUAAAACAAUAAGUAUGAAUUUAGAAAACGAACAUUGAUGCUCAUUAAUUGGAUUUUUUUUUUUUAAUAUUCUGAAAUUCUCAAAACACAUUAAUGGUAGAAAGGAUUUAACUUUGUGUUUCGCUCCAGAGCAAGCAAGUUGACUUCAUGUUUAAAAAAAAUUCUUCAGUUUGAAGAAAUCACUUUAUUUCUUACACGUUUUUUGGUUAAGGCAAAUUUUUUUUAAACAAAGUCUUAAAAUGAUGCCUCACAGACAUUAAGCAAGGUCACUCCUUUUUAAAAUUCUCUCCCCCACCUUCCUUUGGCUCUAAGACUUGUCCAAAGUUUCACUACUACAGCAGCUCUCUGUAGCACCAGAGCUCGGCAGAUGCAGAGCUUCUCCUCAUUCUCUUCUAAAAUAUCUCUUGUCAAAUCUGUCAUUCGCAGCUCUGAGAUGAUGUCUCUGAUUGUCCCGCCAAGUUAUUUACAGUCAGAGGUGGUUUGUGUGAAGCUUUGGUUGAUUUAGGGAACGUUGUGAAUGUGAGAACCUGAGAAGAGAUGCGUAAGAUAGCAGAUGAAGAAAAGGUUAAAUACGGAGUGAAUGUUGUCAGGAUGACCAGCCAGAUGCAUGUUGUGAAUCGAACCUUAUGAGAGAUUUAAUUUUUGUAGAGCUUAGCUUUAUCAGCUUAACUGUUCAACUAUUAUGUAAUGUCUGUUAAUGACAAUAUUGGCCUUAACUUGUUUACAUAAAAAAUAAAUGUGAUGAUGGGAGAGGUGAAGAGGGGCUGUGCAGUUUGGCACCAUUUCAGGCGAUUAAGUCCAAAGCACCAGUUUAUCAUACUUUUUUAGAGGAGAAACAUCUGAUGCUUGUCCAUUAUACAGAGCAACUAUUCUUUAAUAGUGUUUUCACCUUUAUCGCCAAGGACUUUUUGUUAUUUAGAUGAGUUUAAAGUAAUAUGUUUAUAUCAGUGGUGCAUGUCUCGUUUUGAAAUGACUUUUGAAUACUCCGGCCCAAUCUGUAGACCUUUAAUGUUACAUUAUAUCCAGGUAAAACUGCAUUAAACCAUCGGAGUAGUUUUGAUCAUUUGCGGUGAUUUCAGCUCAGACACAUCAAACUGUGUUGCACAUUUGCAUUCAGCAGUUGCUUUAUUGCCAUGACAAUCCAUUCAGUCUUUUCUGCUUAAGAAACUUUGAUUGUCACUGUAAUUGACUUUUUCAUAGAAAUAAACUGCUCAUUAUGGCACUU